AUGACGACCCGCUUGAAGAAGAACCGGAAGAAGCGAGGCCAUGUGAGCGCCGGCCACGGCCGCAUUGGGAAGCACCGGAAGCACCCGGGAGGCCGCGGGAACGCAGGAGGCAUGCAUCACCACCGCAUCCUCUUCGACAAGUACCACCCGGGCUACUUCGGCAAGGUCGGCAUGCGCUACUUCCACCGCCUCCGCAACAAGUUCCACUGCCCCAUCGUCAACGUCGACACUCUUUGGUCGCUCAUCCCUGAUGACGUGAAGGAAUCGACCGCCAGAUCCAAAGACGGUUCCGUUCCGCUGCUCGAUGUCACCGAGCAUGGCUACUUCAAAGUGCUCGGCAAGGGAUCGCUCCCCCUAUCCCGCCCCAUCGUCGUGAAAACCAAGCUCAUAUCCAAGAUCGCGGAGAAGAAGAUCAAGGAGGCCGGCGGCGCUGUCGUGCUCACUGCUUGAUUUGGAGGUUGUUAUUUGUUCGGAUAAUUUUAAGAUUUUUUUUCUACAUUCGAAUUUUAAUUUCUUACUCCAACCAUAGUAUAGAAAACCUUUUACCGGAUUUGAUACUGGUUAUUUAUGCAGCAUUUUGGUUACUCUGAUUGCAAAAAUUGAAUCUUUUUAGACGUGUUCUGUUGAUUUUAAUGAUUACGGCUGCAGUGUUCCGAUUUAGGAUUCUUAAA
Zingiber officinale is the source of this 671-nucleotide messenger RNA. Its product is annotated as 60S ribosomal protein L27a-3-like. The record is from RefSeq and is a predicted model, not a curated record. The transcript has a single exon. Gene Ontology annotation, cellular component: cytosolic large ribosomal subunit; ribosome. The coding region runs from base 1 to 450 and encodes 149 amino acids. Lineage: Eukaryota; Viridiplantae; Streptophyta; Magnoliopsida; Zingiberales; Zingiberaceae. Gene Ontology annotation, biological process: translation. Gene Ontology annotation, molecular function: structural constituent of ribosome.